Juglans microcarpa x Juglans regia is the source of this 2273-nucleotide messenger RNA. Its product is annotated as histone deacetylase 5. NCBI's taxonomy places the organism in Eukaryota, Viridiplantae, Streptophyta, Magnoliopsida, Fagales, Juglandaceae. Gene Ontology annotation, cellular component: histone deacetylase complex. Gene Ontology annotation, biological process: chromatin organization. The transcript has 14 exons. Gene Ontology annotation, molecular function: histone deacetylase activity. The record is from RefSeq and is a predicted model, not a curated record. The coding region runs from base 168 to 2141 and encodes 657 amino acids.
GUAAACGUGUAGGAAAGAGUGGCUGGCAGCCAGAGCCGGCCAUUGAGCUACUUUUUCCACACUACUGGGAAGGGAAACCAGUAGCUUUACGGCACCUUCACUCCACAGCAUUUUGAUUUGGCUGCUCUAUCUCUCUCUCCUUCCUGGGGCACACCACACCACGGCCAAUGGAGAUCCCCACUGGCAGCCGAACCACUAGUAGUAGUGACCUCCAGAAGAAACGGGUAGGACUACUCUACGACGAUCGAAUGUGUGCGCAUCAUACACCCGACGACGAUUACCAUCCCGAAAACCCUAAUCGGAUUCGUGCUAUUUGGAACAAACUCCAAUCCUCUCGCAUUCCCCAGAGAUGCGUGGUUUUGGAUGCCAAAGAGGCAGAAGACAAAUACGUUUUGUCUGUUCACUCCAAGAAACACGUAGACUUGGUCAGAGAUAUUAGCUCCAAACAGUUCAAUUCCCGAAGAAAUAGGAUUGCUUCCAAAUUUAAUUCCAUUUAUUUCAACGAGGGCUCCUCCGAAUCUGCUUUUCUUGCUGCCGGCUCUGUUAUUGAGGUUGCGGAGAAAGUUGCCCAAGGAGAAUUGAGUUCUGCUUUUGCGAUUGUUAGGCCCCCGGGACAUCAUGCCGAACACGAUGAAGCCAUGGGAUUUUGUCUCUUCAACAAUGUGGCUGUCGCUGCAAGUUUUCUUUUGAACUAUAGACCAGAGCUGGGUAUUAACAAAAUUCUGAUUGUUGACUGGGAUGUACAUCAUGGUAAUGGCACUCAAAAGAUGUUCUGGAAGGAUCCUCGUGUUUUAUUCUUCUCUGUACACAGGCAUGAAUUUGGGAGUUUUUAUCCAGCUAAUGAUGAUGGUUUCUAUACAAUGAUUGGAGAAGGUCCAGGUGCAGGAUAUAACAUUAAUGUCCCUUGGGAGAAUGGUCGAUGUGGAGAUGCCGAUUAUCUUGCAGUUUGGGACCAUAUAUUAAUUCCUGUUUCCAAAGAAUUUAAUCCCGACAUAAUUAUAAUCUCUGCAGGAUUUGAUGCAGCUCUUGGUGAUCCUCUAGGGGGUUGUCGUGUCACACCCUACGGUUACUCGGCUAUGUUGAAAAAGCUGAUGAGUUUUGCCCAAGGUAAGAUUGUAUUGGCAUUAGAAGGAGGAUACAAUCUUGACUCUAUAGCAAAUUCAGCACUUGCAUGUGUGGAAGUUUUGCUAGAAGACAAACCUAUUGCUGGAUCAUCAGAGGCCUACCCGUUUGAGUCCACGUGGCGUGUAAUACAAGCGGUGCGCCAUGAGUUAAGUGACUUCUGGCCAACACUUGCAGAUAAAUUACCAGCCAAUCUAAUUAGUCAAACCGCAGCUUCUGUUCCUAACAUUCUGUUCUCGAGCUCUGAUUCGGAAGUGGAGGAUGACAAUGGCACUCAAAGAUUGAAAGAUCUUGAGGAGGUUAUUCAGCCCCUGUCGAAGCUGAAAGUUGAUGAAGAUGGUCAGGAUAAAGUUGCCACUCCUAACCCCUGGCGAUCGGAGCUUUCAAAGAUUGACAUCUGGUACGCUACUUUUGGAUCAAAUAUGUGGAAACCAAGAUUCUUGUGCUAUAUUGAAGGUGGACAGGUGGAAGGGAUGCAAAAGCCAUGUUCUGGUUCAAUGGAUAGAACUCCACCAAAGGAGAUUGUAUGGAAGUCUUACCCUUAUCGUUUGUUCUUUGGCCGUGACUCUUCAAGCUCAUGGGGUCCUGGAGGGGUUGCUUUCCUAGAUCCUGAAAGCAAAAGCCAGGAUAAAGCUUACUUGUGCCUCUAUAGAAUCACGCUGGAGCAGUUCAAUGACGUUUUGGCUCAGGAGAACGUUUCAAGUCAUGACAUGACUUCUCCUUUGUUUGAUUUGGCUGCUUUAACAUCUAUCACAAGCAAAGAGCCCAAAUUCCUAGACGCUCUCCCGAGGGGUUGGUAUCGAAAUGUCGUUUACUUGGGAAAUGAGGACAACUUUCCAAUACUGACUAUGACAUGCUCGCAUUUGGAUGUGAUGAGCUUCAAAUCGAGGGAGCUUCCCUUGCGGGGACCGUGCAAAGCAUAUGCAGCCACCUUGAUAAAGGGCCUGGUGGGAGGAGGGCUGCUUUCAGAAGAGGAAGCCAUGGCGUACAUACAAGAAGCUUCUACUAAACCAUUGUGAUUGCAGCGUCUCUCUGUAUCUCUUUCUCGUUGUAGACAGACAAAGUCAACCGAAUGGGAGCAUUAAGGGCAAGUAAUGUACAUGUAUAUAUUUGAAUGCAAUCUUGUUAAGAAAUAUUCGAUUGCAGGCUUC